Bathycoccus prasinos is the source of this 3006-nucleotide messenger RNA. RefSeq lists its product with no specific name. The record is from RefSeq and is a predicted model, not a curated record. Gene Ontology annotation, molecular function: serine-type endopeptidase activity. The coding region runs from base 1 to 3006 and encodes 1001 amino acids. The transcript has a single exon. Lineage: Eukaryota; Viridiplantae; Chlorophyta; Mamiellophyceae; Mamiellales; Bathycoccaceae. Gene Ontology annotation, biological process: proteolysis.
AUGAAGACGAUAGUCUCGACUACAAGCGUCACGUGCUUAUCGAGGAGAUACCAACCGCAUCAUCAUCAUCAUCACGCCACCUCAAUCAACAGGAUGACUUCUACCACUCAAAAUUCCUCUUCGUCUUCUUCUUCUUCUUCGAAGCUCCGUCAGUUUAUCCAUAAAUUCACGUCGCUGUCGUCGUCACCUUCGAAGCAAACGAACAACAACAGUAUUCUUCCGCAGAGACGACAGGUGACGACGACCGCGGCGAGCGCUACUUCGGAUGGUAAUAAUGGGAAGAAUAAUGAUCACGAAGAAGCGUCGACGAAGUAUAAAAUCCCUCCGGACGACAUCUCCGUAUUCGUCACGCGUCCAGAUGCGCCGUCGAUUUCGUUGUCUCCCAGUCGAACGCAAGUGUUGUAUUCGCACAAGCCGAAAGAUAAUCCACCGGUGGCAGAAUUGGCGAGAAAAGAGCUCAAAUUAGGAGGGAUCCGCAUAGAUACGAAGCAGAACUCGAGUUCGAGGAUGGGACACACGGUGAAGUUGUCGAUUGGGAAGUUUCCGAAGACGGAAGCGGACAUCGGCGCGUACGAAGACAUCACGGGUCUGCCCGAGAACGGGUUGAUUAACUUUGUGAGUUGGUCACCGAACGGGAAGAAGUUGGCGUUUACGGUCAGAUUCCACGGCGACGAACACGAGGACGAGGACGAGAGUCCAUCGUCUUCGGCGACGGGGAGGAAGCCGCUCGAGUUGUGGAUCGCGGAUGUGGCGACGAAAUCGGCGCAGAAAAUCACCUCGUUGGCGGAAAACUACCAACUGAACACGAUUUUUGAAUCCUACUCGUGGUUGAACGAUGACGAGUUGUUGUGUUGCGUCAUUCCUAAAGAUCGUCCGAAAAACGCACCGAAGAGACCGAAAACGCCGCUCGGGCCGAGAAUCGAGAGUAACGUGGCCGGGAACGUGCGUCAGGCACGAACGUACGCAGAUUUGUUGAAGAACGAUACGGAUGAGAAAUUGUUUGAGUAUUAUUGCGAAUCACAAUUAGUUAAAACGAACAUUAAAACGAACAAAACGACAAUGUGGUGUAACGGCGAGAAGAAGAUAUUCACGCGCGUUGACCCGAGUCCGUGUGGGAAGUAUGUCAUUUUAGAGUGCUUGAAGCGUCCGUUCUCGUACGCCGUGCCGUGCGGCAGAUUCCCGAAGAAAGUCUGGGUAGCCGAAGCGUCGACGGAUAAGUUCUUGAGAGAAAUUUGCGACUUGCCUUUGGCGGAGAACAUUCCGAUCGUUUCCAAUUCGACGCGCGUCGGACCGCGAGGUGUGAAUUGGCGUCCGGAUAAAGAGGCGACGUUGUAUUGGACGGAAUGCCAAGACGAGGGCGAUCCAAGAAACGAAGUUGGCGAGGGCAAUCCUAGAGACAUUUCGUAUUUGGUUGAUUUUACGAAACCAACCGCAGAAACGGAUGCGCCGAAAGCAUUCUAUAAAUCUGGGUUACGAUUAAGCGGUUACGCGUGGGGAUGCGACGAUUUAUCCAUCGCGUACGAGAAUUGGUACAAGACGCGCACGUCGAGAGUCGCGCCUUUCUCUCCCAAGGAAAACGCCGAGAAGGAUUCCUACGCAUCGACUCCGAUCAGCGAUGAGGAGAAGCAAAACAUACUCUGGGAAAGAAACUACGAGGACAGUUACGGCGAUCCAGGAGGAUUUGUGACGAGACGAACGGAUUUGGGGACGUACGUCCUCGCGCGCGUGGAAGGCGAAACGCCGUUGGGCGAAGGCACGGCGACUGGAAAGACUGGUGCAAAAUUACUGUUACAAGGUUCCGGAGCAAACCCGAAAGGAAACAGACCGUUCUUUGACAUUUUUGACGUCGAUACGGGUAAAGCGAAAAGGUUGUGGCGUUCGCCAAAGAAGGAGAAAUUAUUCUCGUGCGGCAGUUUGCUUUCGGAUUAUGGUGAAAACGGCGAAGAGCAGAUUACUUUGCAAACGAUGCGCAUAUUGACGACGAAACAAUCGCCGUCGGAAUACGUCCAAUAUUACGAAACAUCCUUCGAUUACAAGAGCGGCGAAGAUGCGAAAUAUGCGCUCAAUACCGACAACGGUGAUUCGAACAUCGUAGAAGAGUUUGAAAAAGAACGAGUGGAAGGCCCGUGCAUGUUGCCGGUGAGGGAGACCAAAAUAUCGAAUUUCCCGCAUCCGCACCCGCAACUAUCCGAUCCUCCCAAGGAAAUCAUCAAGUAUAAAAGAGACGACGGCGUUGAGCUAAACGGGACUUUAUACACCCCACCUGGGUACGAUGCUAAAAGAGACGGUCCGCUUCCUUUGUUAAUUUGGGCGUACCCGAGAGAAUUCAAAAAUGCAGAAUCAGCGUCUCAGUUGCGAGAAUCGCCGUUUAGAUUCACAGGCAUCUCUCCGCAAUCCUCUCUCGUAUGGUUAGCGAGAGGAUAUGCAGUCUUGGACGGUCCAGCACUUCCCAUCAUCGCCCAAGGUGACGACGACGAUGCCGAACCAAACGACACGUACGUGCAACAAUUGGUCGCCGGGGCGAAAGCGGCGGUGGACGAAGUCGUUCGAAGAGGCGUAGCGGAUAAAGAUCGCGUCGCGGUUGGCGGGCAUUCGUACGGAGCUUUUAUGGCUGCAAACUUACUCGCACACGCUCCCGAUUUGUUUUGUUGCGCAGUCGCGCGAAGUGGUGCCUACAAUCGAACGUUAACGCCUUUCGGGUUCCAAGCGGAAGAGCGCUCCUUUUGGGAAGCGCCUGAUGUCUAUUCUAAAAUGUCACCAUUUAACAACGCGCAUUUGGUGAAGAAACCUAUAUUAUUAAUCCAUGGUGAAGACGAUCCGAAUUCGGGAACGAAUGUCAUGCAAUCGGAAAGAUUUUUUGCGGCUCUGAAAGGGAACGGCGCGCAAGCAAAAUUAGUCGUUUUACCGCACGAGAAUCACGGGUAUCGCGGCUUGGAGUCGGUGUUGCACGUCAUGGCGGAAACGAGCGAGUGGUUGGACGAGCACUGCAAGGUAAAGAGAGUGUAA